GAGACGCAUGGGCUGUGGGUUUUGUGUUUAUUGCUAGACAAGGAUCGAUUGACGUAUACAUUGCACUAUAUGUGGCGGCAAUUAUGGUAUACUGAUAUUCUAUUAUACAUGAAGAGCCUGUCCGUUCCUUCAUGUUUGUUUAAAUGUAGUUGUUGCGGAAAGAGGACUUGCUGAAGUAUCUACAUACACACCACUAUCACACAAAGGGCAAGACCACAACUCAAAAGCAGACACUAACACGUGUGUUGUCAUUGCUUGUCUGCAUACCUACGUACGCGUGUUGCAGUCAUGAAAAAUCAAAAGUCUUCUGAUUCCUUAUUCAUAUGUCUGACAUGUACAAUUGCGCACGUCACGUUUGUGAUGACGCACAAGACGCAAAACGACAAGAACUGACGAAUGGAAAUCGGGGAUGCAUAAGUAUAUGACUCAUCUAUUGUUUUUUUUCUGGUUGCUCUCCCUGUUCCUACACUACCAUUGAGGUUUUUCCCUUCAUGUGAUUUAUCUGUCACCAAUGGCAUACCGUCAAGCCAGCUAUUUUAUUAUAUGUUUCUGUUUGGCUGCUGCCCUGCAAGUCACAGGUUUUGCAACGAGAAAUUCGGUAUUUAACUGCACAAAACAAGAUGACGACAGAACAUGCUGCACGAACACAGACCGAAACGUCACUUACCAAAGUUUCUGUUUUUGCAGAUCCGAAGACUUUCAACACUUUGAGCAAAACAAUUCAAGCGAUCCGAAAAUCAGGUUUAACUGUCCAGAUUGUACCUGUACUUCCACUGGCUUAUGUUUCAAAGCAGAAUGUGAUGGGGAAGAAGAAGCACAAUGUAAUGGCUAUAGCAACUUCACAUGCUCACUGACCAAUCCUUUCUUUCACACAACACCUUCUACAAAUCUUCUUACCAAUCCUAUUAUUGUUAAAACAAACCAGACCGGCUGCCCCGAGAUAAAAUAUGGAAAUAACAUCAGCUUGUCUUCAAUUCUGAACCAUGCACUGUGUACCAAUCUGACGACUCAAAAAUCUGAAAUUAUUUUCAAACAAACUGAAGAAUUUCUAAAAUCCUCAAGGAUUGAUGCGGAAACUGUUGUUAAAGUAAUCAACUUUAUGAGGCUGGUUGCAAAACUAGCUGAGGAGAAUCUUGUUCAGGUGUCUCUGCCAAUUUUGCGUUCUGUGGCCAAUAUUACAUCACAACUAGCUACCUACAACUUACAGAAUUCAAGUGACAAUGCCAACCCAUUGUCACCAGAUCGAUCACGUUUCUUGAAGAAUAGUAUCAUAAAGUCAUUAUCGUCACUAACUUCUUUGGUGGCUGUAAAUAAAAGCAACAUAUUUGUUUCAACAGACUUCUUAACCAUCCAGGUACAUAAUGAAGACGGCUCAAACAUUACAUCCCUAUAUCAACCUUCUGGUCUUGAUGUCACCAUCCCAACCAGUGUUGCACCUUACUCAUUUAUUCCAACCAAAAACCUAACUGGAAACACUGGUGUGCAGAACACAAGAAGAGCAAGUUUUAUAAGUUACAGCAACUUUACACUGUUUGACACAGAUAACCACUGGAAUAUGGCAUGGAUUCUUUCAAUUCAAAUUGGAUUGGGAGCUUCUGUAGAGAAUCUAGUGGAGCCAAUACGAAUCGGAUUUACAAAUUUCUCAUAUACCAGAAUUUCAUUGUUUAACUCACAAAAGCGGGCGUUGGAAACUCAAUUAAAAUGUGUCUUCUGGGAUUUCAACACAAGUAGCUGGUCAGAUAAAGGUUGUUGUCUUAAUCUAUCUGCAGGUCUGUCUCAUUGCCAAUGCAACCAUCUUACUAAUUUUGGAUUGUUAGUGAAAUCAACCCCUGUAGCUGGUGAUGUGGCGGUUUCUAUAAUCAGUAAUGUGGGGUGUGGUCUUUCUGUCAUUGGUCUCAUCAUCACUGUAGUAGUGCAUUCUAUUGGCAGGGAGUUAAAGAAAAGGCGCCCUGCUAGGAUACUGUGUCACAUUUGUUCCAAUCUCGCAAUCUCAUUAAUUCUUGUUGCUGUUGGAAUUCCACAAACCCAAGUGGUGAUCUUGUGCUCCAUCAUUGCAGUGAUACUUCACUACUUCAUGUUGGUCACAUGGUGUUGGAUGACGGUUUACACAUACGACAUGUACAUGUCACUGGUUCAAGUUUUCAGUCAGCGAGGCAAAAGCUUCAUGAUUCGUGCUGCUUGUUAUGCUUACAUAAUUCCCGCUGUCAUAGUUGCUGUGUCUGCUGGUCUAAGUUUUGGAUAUUUCGACAUAAAGAGGACGAAUCAUUUAUGCUCUGGUGAUGAUCCAAUAUAUGAGAGCUCUUAUCGAGCAAAAAACAUGUGCUGGCUGCAUGGACCUGUUUUAAAUUAUGCUUUCCUGUUGCCUCUUGGUUUGAUGUUGCUGUUUAAUCUUAUUGUCUUUUUUGUUGUGCUGAGAGAGCUAACAUGGAAGCAAAUGAAGGUUGUGUCAAGCCAGAAAAGAACUGUGAAACAAAUGUUAACAAUUGCUGUCACCAUGUCAACAAUACUUGGAAUUUCAUGGGUGUUUGGAUACUUUAUGUUGCUUUCUAAUGAUCCAGUUUAUGUGUCUGUUUUUACCUGGCUCUUUGCAGUGACCACUACUUUGCAGGGUUUUGGAAUUUUCCUUUUAACUUCAGUAAGGCAUACAGAGGCACGGGAUGUGUGGCUUAAACCAAUAAUGGAGUUCAUAUCAAGGUCACAUGACAUUGUUGUAUCGCAAGGAACACGCCGAGGGACACGUACCACAUUAGUGCCACCCACCAGACUAAAAUCUGGCCAAAGUCAAUCUCAAGAUACAACACGAUUUUAGUUUUGGCCAGUUGUUAAAAUUAUGAAAGAUUCACACCGUUUUAUUGUAGCUGUGCAACUGAACUAUAUAAAUUAUUACAUAGUCAGUAAUGAAUUGUCCAGUUUGCUUAAGGGUUGUAAUAAUAGCCACUGGUUUUUCUGUUAUAUUUUUAAAUCGCGUGAUCAAUGUGCAAACCAGAUUCUUCGUUUUUUCUUUAUAAGCACCGCUGCUUAGAAUAAAACAAAAACACGACUAGUCAAAAAA
This is a messenger RNA of Ciona intestinalis (vase tunicate), 3052 nucleotides long. Lineage: Eukaryota; Metazoa; Chordata; Ascidiacea; Phlebobranchia; Cionidae. The record is from RefSeq and is a predicted model, not a curated record.